AUGGUGAACGCCAUCAAAGGAUUGUACAUAUCAUGUGAUGUACCCACGGCACAGUUCAUUAUCAAUAUGAAUGCUGCAUUGCCCCAAUCACAGAAGUUUAUCAUACAGGUCUUGGACAAUACACAUCUCUUUGUACGAUCGGAUGUGGCCGGAAUGAUUCGUAGUGCUAUUUCAGAUUUUAGAGAGGCAAAUACCUGUGAGAAACCUGCUUAGGCUGUUUGAUAAAGUUAAGCCUUGUUGGACGUUUAGAGAGGCAAAUACCUAUGAGACUUGACCCAUUGCCGUGUGCGCCUGUACCACCAAUCUUUUGUGGAAUUACUAUGGUAAAAAGAAAGAUAUCGAGUGUCAAGUUAUUAUUUUUUUAAAAUAGCCCCACAUAGUCAUUUGUGAAGUCUACGAAGUAAUUAAUAGAUGGUAUUCACAGUUCCAGCUUUGAUAGAGUUCUAAUUUAUCUAAUGUGCGAUCAAAUUCUAUUCUGUCUGAACAUUUAUUGUACUGUUUCUGAACAUGUUGCUAUAUUAGGAGUAUCUUUGUAUAGAAGAGAAUAUUCAGAUUUUCUCUUA
Lycium ferocissimum is the source of this 563-nucleotide messenger RNA. RefSeq names its product general transcription and DNA repair factor IIH subunit TFB5-like. The record is from RefSeq and is a predicted model, not a curated record. Bases 1 to 213 code for a protein of 70 amino acids. NCBI's taxonomy places the organism in Eukaryota, Viridiplantae, Streptophyta, Magnoliopsida, Solanales, Solanaceae. The transcript has 2 exons. Gene Ontology annotation, biological process: nucleotide-excision repair, preincision complex assembly; transcription by RNA polymerase II; transcription initiation at RNA polymerase II promoter. Gene Ontology annotation, cellular component: transcription factor TFIIH holo complex; transcription factor TFIIH core complex.